Talpa occidentalis (Iberian mole) is the source of this 4191-nucleotide messenger RNA. It is a transcript of the gene ZNF830, whose product is annotated as zinc finger protein 830. Gene Ontology annotation, biological process: mitotic DNA replication checkpoint signaling; mitotic DNA damage checkpoint signaling; nuclear DNA replication. The transcript has a single exon. Gene Ontology annotation, molecular function: nucleic acid binding; zinc ion binding. The coding region runs from base 46 to 1155 and encodes 369 amino acids. Lineage: Eukaryota; Metazoa; Chordata; Mammalia; Eulipotyphla; Talpidae. Gene Ontology annotation, cellular component: nucleus; spliceosomal complex. The record is from RefSeq and is a predicted model, not a curated record.
AUCGCCCCGACGAGAGCCAGGAACGACUACGCUCUGGCCUCAAAGAUGGCGUCCUCCGCCUCUGCUCGGACAUCGGCGGGGAAGCGAGUAGUGAAUCAGGAUGAACUCCGGCGGCUGAUGAAGGAGAAGCAGCGUCUGAGCACCAAUCGGAAACGGAUAGAAUCUCCAUUCGCCAAGUACAACCGUUUGGGGCAGCUGAGUUGUGCCCUUUGUAACACUCCGGUUAAGAAUGAGCUCCUGUGGCAGACUCACGUCCUGGGAAAGCAACACCGGGAAAGAGUGGCCGAGUUGAAAGGCGCAAAGGAAGCCGCCCAAGGUCGCUCCGCCAGCGCAGUGCUUCAGUACGUGAAGAGGAAGGCUCCCGACACAGACAGCCAAGACGCCAAAAGAGCAAAGGCCUCUCCGGUGCCCCAGGUACAACCCUCCACAUCCGGUUUGUCCACCAACUUUGACAAAGCGGGGAAGGAGUCCACAAGAGCGACCCUCAGCAAGUCUUCCGCUCUGGGUUUACUCCCUGAUUAUGAUGAGGAGGAGGAGGAAGAGGAGGAAGAGGGAGGAGAAGGAAAAAAGGGGGAAGCAAGCAAGCUGCCGCUCGACCCACUGGGCAAGGAACAUUCAAUUUCUUCGCGCGAGGCAACGAAUAAUAAGCUGCCAAGCGAUUUCUUGGAUACAAAUCCUCCCAAGGCCCCUUUAAUUCCUCACUCAGGGUCAAUAGAGAAAGCAGAAAUACACGAAAAAAUCGUGGAAAGGAAAGAAAACACCGCGGAAGCAUUACCGGAAGGUUUUUUUGAUGACCCUGAGAUAGAUGCGAAGGUACGAAAGGUUGAUGCCCCCAAGGAUCAAAUGGACAAAGAGUGGGACGAAUUUCAAAAAGCUAUGAGACAAGUCAACACUAUUUCUGAAGCCAUAGUUGCUGAGGAAGAUGAGGAGGGACGGUUGGACCGGCAGAUUGGGGAGAUUGAUGAGCAGAUAGAGUGUUACCGGCGAGUGGAAAAGCUGCGGAAUCGUCAGGAUGAAAUAAAAAAUAAACUUAAAGAGGUUCUCACCAUUAAAGAACUGCAGAAAAAAGAAGAGGAGAAUGUUGACAGUGACGAUGAGGGAGAACUACAGGAUUUGUUAUCUCAGGAUUGGCGGGUGAAAGGGGCUUUGUUAUAGUGUUAAAAAAUGUUUUCAAUACGAUACAGAUUACUCCAUGCCUGGCAUUUGUUUACCUGUCUGGGUUGGUGAAAUACAGUGAGCCUGUGAGGGAUUGCACUUUGGAAAUUUCUGAGGUACUGUUUUGGAAAUUUUUGAAGUAUUGUAUACUGAAAUGCCGACUUUUUUUUUUUUUUUUAACAUUUACAGAUUUGAGUGUAUAAUUCUGAGUUGUAAAGUUUGCAAGCUGUAAAUAUUGUACAAAGUUAAAUAUAUAUUUACUUAAGUAAGUUUGUUUUGAAAUUUAUAUAUACAUAGAAGUCAGACCAACAGACAAGCUUUUAGUUGACUACCAAGUGUGCUGUGGGAAUAUUUAUGACUUUUUCUUUUCUGGACGCCCUAAAUCAAACCCAAAGGGUUUGAGAUUUUUUUUGGCUUGGGUUUUUUUUGGUAAGAACACUACUCAUAAACAUAUAAGUCAGUCUGAGCUGGGUAACUGGGUAUUCAGUUUCAAAAACAGGCUUUCUAGAAACAUGGAGAAAAAAAUGUGUAAACAUGACCAGCUUCCUUGUUCCAAAGUUUCUCUUGAUGAAACCCAGUGAUUCUUAGGUGUAGGUGCUCAUGAAGAUCACCUAUGAAGCUUUCUAAAAUGUCCACCUGAAUCACUUAAGAAGCUUUUAAAAAAAUGAUAAACCUGAGCCCUGUCAAUAGAGAGAUUCAGUAAAUCUGUUGUUGUGUAUAGGCAUCUGUAUUUUGAAAGCUUCCCAGGUUAUUCUAAUAUGUACCAAAGUUGAGCCACUACCCUAAAUCCAGAACCCAUUUAUUAUUUUUCAGGGGUUUUUUCCUUUAUAUGCUCCAUAAGCUUACUGUCUUGAAUAAAAUAUACCUUUUUUCUUAAAAUUUAUUCAGCAUAUACUCUUAUUUUUAUAUAUUUUUAAAGAUUUAUUUAUUCAAGCAUACAAGAACCGGGAUACUGGCCAGAUGUGCAGGAGAAUGAGAGGAUUCACCAGACACAGCGGGGAACAGAACAGGUAGACUGACUGAAAUACACUGCUGAGGGGAGCAGCGGGCAAGCGAGACAGGAGAGGUCUGCUGCGCCAUGUGGGUAUCUCGCCGGCUGGCCGGGAUCGAACCCAUGCUGCGGAGGCUGCAGACAGCUUCACAGCGCUGUGCUCAAUCACCUGAGCCACCAGGGGAGGCCCCUUGAAUAAAAUAUACUUUUAUUUAUAUCCCAGCCAGCCUUAAAUUUUAUUACACUCUGUGGUAAAUAAGGGUUUAUGGUUACAAGUUCUACUUAUUGUCGGAAGACCAAGUUGUUUUCUUCAGCAGUAACAAUUGACGGGUGCCCAUCCUUGGUCAUUUUAAGUCACUAUUUCUCCCUUGGAAAUAGAGGUAUUCAGAUAGGAAAAAGGAGUUACAAGUGUUCUUGGGAUAGAAAUGCAUACAGUGUAUUCAAAUAAAAGUGAGCCGUAAUAAUAGCUGAAACUUAAAAGUAGUGCUUACAGUAUGAGGCCAGGUAGGGUUCUAAGUGUUUUAUGGAAAUUCAGUCCAGUUUCUCUAAAGCCCAGUUUUUUUGCAAGAGAAAUAAAGUAUAUAAAAGCCUUGAAUGCUACAUGAAAGAAUUCCUGCAGGCAAUGUGGGAAAAGUGAAAGAUUAAAUUAUAGUAUAUAGCAUGGAAUGAACAUGAGGGAGAAAGUAGAUGGGAGACUUGAUUGUAAACUAAUUUUUUUAAAGCAAUGUCACUUAGUAAUUAGGUAUGGAUUAAGAGGAAAUGAAUAAACAAUUUCACAGGAAGAGCUGAGAGUUUAGAAGUGGAAGAAGAAUAACUGGAGGGAUAAAGAUGGAAUUCAGGGGAUUGGGUUUUUUAAUUGUGGAUAGCUAGAAGAAGUUAUCUAAUACUUUUUGAGUGAUUGCCUAUUAUCCUGCUCCUGAACUAUCAUUGCAGAUAGUUACUCAGUUUGAGCAGGUCAUCUCUCGGAACCUUAGUUCAAUUAAUAAAAUGAUUCCUCAGAGUAUGGUGAGAGUCAAGUAACAUGCGUGUGAAAGGAGAGUUAAAGUAUUUCUACAGCAGUAUCUGAUUAUCCCUUACCUGGCGCUACUAACUUGCUACCUUGAUCUUAGGCUAGUAAUUUAGUGCCCCUCACUUUCCCCUUUAAAAUGAGAACAUUAGAACAGAUUUUUUUUUUUAGAUUUUAACGCCAAUCCUUAAUUUUGCCAUAAGACAAAUGGCAUCUCACCUUUUUUUUUUUAAAGGAUUUAUUUAUGCAUACAGGAGUUGGGGUACAGGACAGAGUUGCGGGGUGGGGGUGAGAGGAUUCACCAGAGACAGUGGGGAACAGAACAGGCAGACCAACUGAAACACACUGCUGAGGGGAGCAGUGGGUGAGGCAGGAGAGGUCUGCUCGCCAUGUGGGUCUCUCCCUGGCAGACCGGGGACGGAACUCGUGCUACAGAGGCUGCAGAUUGCCUCAUAGCGCGGUGCUCAAUCCCUUGCACCACCAGGGAGGCCCGGUAUCUCACCUUUUAAAGAUGUGAAAUCAUUUGGUUGACUUUAAUGACAGAUGAUUAAAAUUUUGUUACUUUUUACUGAAAGCUUUGCCCAGAAUGGUUCUAAUUGUCUUGUGUAAUUUUGAAUAGUGCUCCCUUUCACUCUCAACAGUGUUCUUUUUUGGAAAGAUAUUUACGUUAAAGUUUAAUGUGAAGGAAGACCAUUUUCUAAUAAAGAAUAAAAUGUCUUAAUAGACAUAGUAUAUAUUUCCUGUUACCAAUGCACCAGUUGACUGACUACUAUGUUGUAUAGAGGGAUUCGAGUAAAUUUAUGGGUAGGGGUGGUGGCUAGAUGACCUUAGAUUGCUUUUUAAUUCUAAGAAUCUAGCAGCCUGUAUGAUAAUGGGAAUUUAGAUGCUUUCAAUUCAGAAAGGAAAAAAAAAGUCCCUUAACUUUGCUUUCUAUUUUCCAUCUACAUUUCCUCCCUCAGUGAUCUCAUCCCUUCCCAUGACCUUAAAUAUCACAUGUAUAACAUAUACAUGUAUAACAUAUGUACACGCAUAUAUCCAC